GCCCAGGUUCCGUGCUUUGCAACACUGCUAUAAUAAUAAACUCCCACCGCCACCGCUUUGGGUAGGCAUGCUGGGUCUUGUCCCCUCCUCUUCCUCCUACCUCCUCUACCGCCGCCUAGCCGCUGUCCGGACCUUCUCCGCUGCCGCCGGCUCCGUCAACAUGGCUGCGCGGUCGGCGCUCGACGAGGUCACCGACUCCGGCGCCUUCGACCGCUCGCCGUCCACCUUCCGGAACUUCGUGUCCAGGGACAGCUCCGCUCGCUUCCCGGCAGUUCCCGGGAGGUACCACCUCUACGUCUCCUACGCCUGCCCCUGGGCCUCCAGGUGCCUCGCCUACCUCAAGCUCAAGGGCCUCGACAACGCAAUCAGCUUCACGUCGGUGAAGCCCAUUUUCGAGAGGACAAGGGAAACCGACGAUCAUUUGGGGUGGGUGUUCCCUGCCACCGGAGACGAGGACCCCGGCGCCGACCCCGAUCCUUUCAACGGCGUUAAGACCGUCAGGGAGCUGUAUGAGAUCGCCAGCACAAGUUACACCGGGAAACCAACUGUUCCUGUUCUGUGGGAUAAGCAGCUUAAGACUGUCGUCAACAACGAGAGCUCAGAGAUAAUCCGAAUGUUCAACUCCGAGUUCAAUGAGAUCGCGGAGAAUCCUGGCUUGGAUCUCAACCCACCUCACUUACAGGCCUCCAUAGAUGAGGUCAAUGAUUUGGUGUACGACGCCAUAAACAACGGAGUGUACAAAUGCGGCUUUGCCAAGAAACAGGAGCCAUAUGACGAGGCUGUCAGAAAUUUAUACGAGGCUCUGGACAAGUGCGAGGAAAUUCUAAGCAAGCAACGUUAUAUGUGCGGCAACCAACUGACAGAGGCAGAUAUACGCCUAUUUGUAACUCUUAUAAGAUUUGAUGAGGUGUAUGCAGUUCACUUCAAGUGCAACAAGAAGCUCCUCAGAGAAUAUCCAAAUCUGUUCAAUUACACCAAGGACAUCUACCAGAUUCCUGGGAUCAGUAGCACAGUCAACAUGGAGCACAUAAGGAAGCACUACUAUGGAAGCCAUCCAUCCAUAAAUCCCUACAGGAUUGUCCCUGCAGGUCCCAACAUCGACUACAAUGCUACACAUGACAGAGAGAAGUAUUCUCUGUAAAAAUCGUGUGGCGAUGUUGUGUGCCUGUUUGUUGUAUUGUAUGUGAGGCUGCAGGCCUCCCACAUAAUGAUAUUGCUGUUGGUUUGCGCUGCUUGCAUUACUGGAAUCAUCAUGUAAUUUUUUGUUCCUAAGAAAAAACUAUAUUGAGAAUUUUUGGUAUUUAUUCCAGCUUA
Molecule: messenger RNA, 1314 nt
Organism: Brachypodium distachyon (stiff brome)
Lineage: Eukaryota; Viridiplantae; Streptophyta; Magnoliopsida; Poales; Poaceae
Product: glutathionyl-hydroquinone reductase YqjG
Exons: 6
Coding region: 68-1141 (357 amino acids)
Cellular component (GO): cytoplasm
Molecular function (GO): glutathione transferase activity
Source: RefSeq, a predicted model, not a curated record